AUGAAGUCCUUAUAUGGUCUUAAACAAGCCAGCCGUCAGUGGAAUGCCAAACUCACUUCUUUUUUGCUGAAUCUCAAUUUUAUUCAAGCUUCCUCUGAUCAAUCUCUGUUUACACGCAAAACAUCAUCCUCAUUUCUCGUGUUACUAGUUUAUGUUGAUGAUGUGAUUAUUGCUGGAACUUCACUUACUGAGAUUCAAUCCAUUAAGUCAGCUCUUCACCAAAGCUUUCGCAUUAAGGAUCUAGGACGCCUCAAGUACUUUCUUUGCCUUGAAGUGGCACAUUCCACAUCUGGUAUUUCUCUUUUUCAACGAAAAUGUUGUCUUGAUCUCAUUACUGACUCAGGCAUGCUUGCAUCCAAACCCGUUUCUACUCCUUCAGAUCCUUCAGUGAAGAUACACNAAGAUACUAGUCCUCCUUAUUCUGACAUAUCUGCCUAUAGGAGGUUAGUUGGUAGAUUGUUCUAUCUGAAUGCCACACGCCCUGAUAUCACCUUCAUUACUCAACAACUUAGUCAAUUCUUAUAA
This is a messenger RNA of Trifolium medium, 525 nucleotides long. Lineage: Eukaryota; Viridiplantae; Streptophyta; Magnoliopsida; Fabales; Fabaceae. The record is from the annotation of a GenBank genome assembly.